UAUCACUCUCGCCAUUAUUUCAUCCCAUGCAUGCUCCAUUCUAAAUGGACGCGCAGUGUCGCUGUCUAACAACUUUCGGGCUUUGGCGCAGUACUCGUUGCACAUCUCCACCCGUUGUUCCACCGCUUUGUGCUUCCAGUUUUCCUGUGGCUGCGGAAUCACGGUGAUGGUUUCUCGUCGAGCGUUUGUCACAUUUCGGCUCUGACGAAAACGCAUUGUCACUUCGAACGGGAUACUGUACUGGGAUAUUUGUUUUCCGUUGUGGAUUAUAUUUUCGUCUGAAAGGAUGAAAGGCGAAGUCCAUUUACAUCUCGGCCCGGUGACCCGCUUUGUCGUCUGCCUCCUUGUGUUUCAUCCUGUGUUUGCCGAGGUCAGUUAUUCCAUACCGGAGGAAAGGAAACCGGGAACUGUGAUUGGAAACAUCGCCAAAGACCUCGGUCUGGGUGUCAAUGCACUGUCAGCACGCAAAGCUCGCUUUAGUGAAGGCAAUCACGACCGACUUUGUGCCAUCAAUUUGGCAACUGGGGAUCUGAAUGUUGCCGAGCGGCUUGAUAGAGAGAGCCUUUGCGGCCAAAAACCGUCGUGUGUUGUCACCCAGGAGCUUGUGCUCGAGAAUCCACUGCAGCUGCAUCGUGUAAAUAUACACGUUCAAGAUAUAAAUGAUAACGCCCCGCAAUUUAGAAGGGAAACAAUCGUGUUGGAAAUACGCGAAUCAGCAGAAAAGGGCACUCCGUUUUUAAUUGAGGAGGCUCAUGACGCAGACAUCGGUCAGAAUUCAAUUCAAAAAUACAUUUUGGAAAAGAACGAGUAUUUUAUUCUUAUGGAAAAUGGCAACAGAGUGGAACUUGUUUUAGAGAACAAACUCGAUCGAGAAAAGCAGCAACAGAUAAGCUUGCUUCUUAAGGCAGUGGAUGGAGGCUCUCCACAGCGAUCAGGGACUGUAAUAUUCCAAAUCACUGUACUUGAUGCCAAUGAUAAUGUCCCUGUAUUUAGUCAGGAUGUUUAUGAAGUCAGUCUACCUGAAAACUCCCCUUUAGAUACUGUGGUUGUUCAAGUAAGUGCGACUGAUGCAGACGAUGGCAUCAAUGGCGAUGUUAGUUAUGAUUUUGGACUUGUUUCACAGUCAGAUUUGCAGUCAUUUUCUAUCAACAAUAAAACAGGCGAAAUUAUUGUGACUGGCAUGACAGAUUUUGAGAAAAAAAGUAGAAUUGAACUGAAAGUUGUAGCAAAGGAUGGUCUGGGAUUAAAUUCAUAUGCAAAGGUCCUGAUAGAUCUUAUUGAUGUAAAUGAUCAUGCCCCUGCAAUAUAUUUAAAUUCGCUGUCUAAUCCAAUACCAGAGAACAUAUCACCCGGUCAAGAGGUGGGCAUCAUUAAUGUGCAGGACAGAGACUCUGAAAAGAAUGGACAAGUGCGCUGCUCCAUUGAACAAAACGUCCCCUUUAAGUUAGUUCCUUCUAUUAAAAACUAUUAUUCUCUGGUGACGACGGAACAACUUGACCGUGAACUUGUGUCUGCUUACAACAUUACAAUCAGUGCCACUGACGAGGGCUCCCCUCCAUUGUCCUCUUCAAAAAGUGUUCUUUUGUCUGUAGCGGACAUCAACGACAACCCACCUGUGUUUGAGGAACAGUCCUACAGCGCAUAUGUGAGUGAAAACAACAAAGCUGGCUGCACUUUAUGCUCUGUGAGUGCUCAAGACCCCGACUGGAGACAGAACGGCACCGUGAUUUAUUCUCUUUUACCUGCUGAAGUGAAUGGUGCCCCGGUGUCCUCCUAUGUGUCUGUUAACGGAGACACGGGGGUGAUCCACGCCGUCAGGUCAUUUGACUAUGAACACUUGAGGAGUUUCCAAGUCCACGUCAUGGCCCGAGACAACGGUUCUCCUCCUCUGAGCAGCAAUGUGAGCGUCAGCGUGUUCAUAUCGGACGUCAACGACAACGCUCCUCAGAUACUGUACCCCGCCCUGGAGGGCAACUCCUUCAUGACCGAGCUGGUCCCCAAAGCUGCACACGGAGGCUCUGUGGUGUCCAAAGUGAUCGCCGUGGACGCCGACUCGGGACAGAACGCCUGGCUGUCCUAUCAUAUUGUCAAGUCCACAGACCCGGGACUUUUCACCAUUGGUCUCCACAGUGGCGAGAUCAGGACCCAGCGGGACAUUUCGGAGUCUGACAGCAUGAAACAGAACCUGAUUGUGGCCGUGAAAGAUAACGGACAGCCCCCUCUCUCUGCCACCUGCUCCAUGUAUUUACUUAUUUCGGACAACUUGGCCGAGGUACCGGAACUGAAGGACAUUUCUUUUGACGACAAGAAUUCCAAGCUGACCUCUUACCUGAUCAUCGCUCUGGUGUCCGUGUCCACCUUCUUCCUGACCUUCGUCAUCAUCGUCCUGGGUGUGAGGUUUUGUGGCAGGAGAAAGCCCAGACUGUUGUUUGAUGGAGCAGUUGCCAUUCCGGGCGCUUAUCUGCCUCCUAAUUACGCAGAUGUUGACGGCACAGGAACUUUAAGUAGCACCUACAACUAUGACGCCUACUUGACAACAGGCUCCAGAACCAGUGACUUUAAGUUUGUGUCUUCUUACAAUGACAACACACUGCCUGCUGACCAGACUCUGAAGAAAAGUCCAAGUGACUUUGCUGAGGUUUUCGAUCAGCUGCAUGACUUGCCAGAGCCUGGACGGCUAACCAAAAUUGAUCCUGCUUAUUUUUUGGCAAGUAAAAAAAUGGCUCGUCAAGCUCAUCUGCUCCGAGUCUUUUUAUGCGGCUUUGUUCUUUGUGCCGACACCAUCAUUGCGGAGCUCAGCUAUUCUGUUCCGGAGGAGAUGAGACCUGGAUCCAUUGUUGGGAAUCUUGCCAGGGACCUCGGACUAGAAGGACGGGCAUUGAGCUCUCGUAAGGCCCGGAUUGAUACUGUCAAUGAAGAUGUACGUUACUGCGACAUCAACGUCAAAACUGGUAAUUUUGUGACCCGGGAGAGGAUCGACAGAGAGGAGCUGUGUGGAGAGACCUUGACUUGUAUGCUUAAAUAUGAAUUGGUGUUAGAAAGCCCGCUGGAGCUGCAUCGCAUUGCCGUCCUCGUUUUGGAUGUGAAUGACAAUUCCCCCGUCUUUCCAAAAGAUGAAAUCAAGCUGGAAAUAAGGGAAUCCGCCGUCAAAGGAACCCGAUAUCGCGUGAAUGAAGCAGAUGACGCGGACAUUGGGCAAAAUGCUGUUCAACAGUAUUUCUUGCAAAGCAAUGCACAUUUCAUUUUAUCGGUGCGUGAAAAUUCUGAUGGAUCAAAGAAUCUUGAGUUAGUGUUAGACAAAGAACUUGACCGUGAAACAGAACAUGAUUUAAGUCUGGUGCUCACUGCCGCUGAUGGAGGCUCUCCGAAAAGAUCAGGAACGGCACUUGUUCACGUCACUGUGCUCGAUGCAAAUGAUAACGCCCCAGUGUUCGGUCAGGAUGUUUACAAGGCCAGCCUGGCUGAAAACGCCGCAUUGGAAACUGUUGUUGUCACAGUGAGUGCAACGGACGCAGACGAUGGCGUCAAUGGUGAAAUUAUUUAUGAUUUUAGUCGGAUUGCAGAAAAGGCUAAAAAAGUUUUCUCGAUCAAUAGUAAAACUGGUGAGAUUAAAGUAAUAGGGCCACUUGACUUUGAGAGUAAUUCCAAAUAUGAAAUGCGGGUCGAUGCAAAAGAUGGUUAUGGACUUUCAUCACAUUGUAAAGUAGUGAUUGACAUCACUGAUGUGAAUGAUAACACACCCGUAAUACAACUAAAAUCACUGUCCGAUGCUGUAGCAGAGAGUGUGACUCCUGGAACUGAGGUUGGCAUCAUUAAUGUGCAGGACAGAGAUUCAGAGGAGAACGGGCAGGUUCGCUGCUCCAUUCAACAAAAUGUCCCCUUUAAGCUAGUUCCUUCGAUUAAAAAUUAUUAUUCUCUGGUGACGACGGAACAACUUGACCGUGAACGAGUGCCUGAUUACAACAUUACAAUCAGCGCCACUGACGAGGGCUCUCCUCCUUUGUCAUCCUCUAAAAGUAUUCACUUGACUGUAGCAGACAUCAAUGACAAUCCACCUGUGUUUGAAGAACAGUCCUACAGCGCAUAUGUGAGCGAAAAUAACAAAGCUGGCUCCACUUUAUGUUCUGUUAAUGCUCGAGACCCCGACUGGAGACAGAACGGCACCGUGAUUUAUUCUCUUUUACCUGCUGAAGUGAACGGUGCCCCGGUGUCCUCCUUUGUGUCUGUUAACGGAGACACGGGCGUGAUCCAUGCUGUCAGGUCGUUUGAUUACGAACACUUGAGGAGUUUUCAAGUCCACGUCAUGGCCCGAGACAACGGUUCUCCUCCGCUGAGCAGCAACGUGAGCGUCAGCGUGUUCAUAUCGGAUGUCAACGACAACUCUCCUCAGAUUUUGUACCCCACCCCGGAGGGAAACUCCUUCAUGACCGAGCUGGUCCCCAAAGCUGCACACGGCGGCUCUGUGGUGUCCAAAGUGAUCGCGGUAGACGCCGACUCGGGACAGAACGCCUGGCUGUCCUAUCAUAUUGUCAAAUCCACAGACCCGGGACUUUUCACCAUUGGUCUCCACAGUGGAGAGAUCAGGACCCAGCGGGACAUUUCAGAGUCUGACAGCAUGAAGCAGAACCUGAUUGUGGCCGUGAAAGAUAACGGACAGCCCCCUCUCUCUGCCACCUGCUCCAUGUAUUUACUUAUUUCGGAUAACUUGGCCGAGGUGCCAGAACUGAAGGACAUUUCUUAUGAUGACAAGAAUUCCAAGCUGACCUCUUACCUGAUCAUCGCGCUGGUGUCCGUGUCCACCUUCUUCCUGACCUUCAUCAUCAUCGUCCUGGGUGUGAGGUUUUGUCGCAGGAGAAAGCCCAGACUGUUGUUUGAUGGAGCAGUUGCCAUCCCCGGCACGUAUCUCCCUCCUAAUUACGCAGAUGUUGACGGCACAGGAACUUUACGCAGCACCUACAAUUAUGACGCCUACUUGACAACAGGUUCCAGAACCAGUGACUUUAAGUUUGUGUCAUCUUACAAUGACAACACGCUGCCUGCUGACCAGACUCUGAGGAAAAAUCCGAGUGACUUUGUUGAUGAGCUUCACGAUUCUUUCGACCCCCUUGAGUUUACAUCCACGUUCUGA
Hippocampus comes (tiger tail seahorse) is the source of this 5128-nucleotide messenger RNA. RefSeq lists its product as uncharacterized. The transcript is spliced from 3 exons. The record is from RefSeq and is a predicted model, not a curated record. Gene Ontology annotation, biological process: homophilic cell-cell adhesion. Lineage: Eukaryota; Metazoa; Chordata; Actinopteri; Syngnathiformes; Syngnathidae. Gene Ontology annotation, molecular function: calcium ion binding. Gene Ontology annotation, cellular component: plasma membrane. The coding region runs from base 287 to 5128 and encodes 1613 amino acids.